This is a messenger RNA of Nematocida homosporus, 609 nucleotides long. RefSeq names its product Ras-related protein Rab-13. The record is from RefSeq and is a predicted model, not a curated record. Lineage: Eukaryota; Fungi; Microsporidia. The transcript has a single exon. The coding region runs from base 1 to 609 and encodes 202 amino acids. Gene Ontology annotation, molecular function: GTPase activity; GTP binding.
AUGGAGGAUAAUGACGUGGCACAACUUAAGUUACUUAUUAUUGGUGAGAGUGGGGUGGGUAAAACUUCGAUCUUACAACGAUUCAUUGAGAACGUCUUUAAGAAAGGAUUUACAAGUACAAUUGGGAUUGAUUUCCGUUCUAAAAGGAUUAAAGUAGAUGGAGUAGAAGUUGAGUUGCAGAUUUGGGAUACAGCUGGACAGGAAAGGUUCUUUUCGAUUACUAAGAGUUACUAUCGGGGUUCAGAUGGAAUAUUUUUGACCUUUGAUAUCUCUUCUGAGAACUCAUUUAGAAGUACUGAGAAGUGGAUGGCAGCUAUUCGUAGUAAGGUGGAUGAGAAUGUGCCUAUUUUCUUAUUGGCUAAUAAGAAAGACUUGAUUGAUAGUGGGGCAAUGGACUCUUUAAGAACAGUCCAGAACAUUAAGUCUUUAUCUGGGGAGUUAGGAAUUCCCUGGUAUGCUACUAGUGCGCAAAGUGGAGAAAACAUUGAAGAGAUCUUUACUGAUAUGGCCCGAAUUAUCUUGAGUAAGAAGCAGCCAAGUCAGCCUAAGAAGAAGAAGAGGUUUACCUUCUCAACUAGAUCACUUAAGAAAGCUUUCUCUUGCUGGUGA